Molecule: messenger RNA, 1297 nt
Organism: Cucurbita pepo subsp. pepo (vegetable marrow)
Lineage: Eukaryota; Viridiplantae; Streptophyta; Magnoliopsida; Cucurbitales; Cucurbitaceae
Product: chorismate mutase 1, chloroplastic
Biological process (GO): chorismate metabolic process; aromatic amino acid biosynthetic process
Cellular component (GO): cytoplasm
Molecular function (GO): chorismate mutase activity
Source: RefSeq, a predicted model, not a curated record
UCCUCGACUCGCCAACACCGUCACAGAUUCCUUCCCAUUUCUGCUCUUUUUCUCCUCUUUUUCAUCGCUCCAUAGCUUAACUUCUUCGAUACUGUUUCAAUGGAGAUGGAGGCAAAAAUUUUGAGAACGGCCCCAUAUAUUCACCCGCUUCGAUUCCGUUCUCGACCAAGAUGUUCUUUGUUCGUACAUCGGAUGCCCGCAACCAGUUCGAAGUAUUGCUCGAGUGUGCUGAGAUGCGGCCUUCGCCCUGUUCAAGCUUCUUCCGCUUCCACCGGACCACUAGCAAGGAAGAAACGGGUGGACAUGAGUGAGACCUUGACCCUCGAGGGUAUAAGAUUUUCAUUAAUCAUUCAGGAGGACAGCAUAAUAUUCAAUCUUAUGGAGAGAACACAGUAUUGUUACAAUGCCAAUACUUAUGACCGGGAUGCUUUUGUUAUGGAUGGGUUUCAUGGUUCUUUGGUAGAGUAUAUGGUCAAAGAAACUGAAAAGCUUCAUGCUCAGGUGGGUAGAUACAAAAGCCCUGAUGAACAUCCUUUCUUCCCAAAUGACUUGCCGGAACCGCUAUUGCCUCCAAUGCAGUAUCCUCAGGUACUACAUCCAGCCGCAGAUUUGAUUAACAUCAAUCCAAAAGUAUGGGACAUGUACUUUAGGGAUCUCAUUCCUAGAUUAGUGAAGGAAGGAGAUGAUGGGAAUUGUGGAUCAAGUGCUGUUUGCGACACAUUGUGUUUGCAGGCUUUAUCAAAGAGAAUCCAUUAUGGAAAAUUCGUAGCAGAAGCUAAGUUUCGAGCCUCACCGGAGGCGUACGAAGCAGCUAUUAGAGCACAGGAUAAGCAAAAACUGAUGGAUAUCUUGACAUACCCGAUGGUGGAGGAGGUUGUGAAGAGGCGAGUGGAGAUGAAAGCAACGGUUUAUGGACAAGAGGUAACGACCGAUGCACCGAAAGCUGAAUCCCGAGCAUCUUAUAAGAUCAAACCCAGCUUGGUUGCUGAUCUAUAUGGGGAUUGGAUCAUGCCAUUGACUAAGGAAGUUCAAGUUCAAUAUUUAUUAAGAAGAUUGGAUUGAUGAUCUUACUUAAAUCUCAGAAGCCAAGUUGAAGCUGUGUUUGGUCUAUGGAACUGCUGACUUGUUUUUGCAGCUAACUUAAUUUGUGUCAUAUGGUUUAGCACCAGAUUUUCUAAGUUAUUUUAUCUUUUCAACGUCGGAUACAAAAAUAACGCCCUUUUGUAGAUUUUACCACGAUCAAACUUUAUUCAUUUUUUAACUCGAACUAGAAUAGAGGAUUAGUGAACUUUCGACC